This is a messenger RNA of [Candida] anglica, 418 nucleotides long. The record is from the annotation of a GenBank genome assembly. Lineage: Eukaryota; Fungi; Ascomycota; Pichiomycetes; Serinales; Debaryomycetaceae.
AACGUAUAAUUUAUACUACUAUAUAUUCAGUAUGAUUAUUCCUGUUCGUUGUUUUUCCUGUGGUAAGGUUGUUGGUGACAAGUGGGAAACUUACUUAGAAUAUUUGCAAGAUGAUAACAUGACCGAAGGUGAUGCAUUGGACAAAUUAAAGUUGAAGAGAUACUGCUGUAGAAGAAUGGUGUUGACUCACGUUGAUUUAAUUGAAAAGUUCUUACGUUAUAACCCAUUGGAAAAGAAGGACAUCAACUAGAAGUGUUGCUAAUGAAUUAAGAGUGAGGGGGGAAGAAAAGAGAGAAAGAGAGAAGGUGCCUCAGGAUUGACCACUAAUUUUCAUGACAAAUUGAAAGUUUGUUUUGUCGACAGAAGGAUGGAUAGAAAAAAAAAUUAAAAACGAUCAACAUACUUGCCGUGGGGACCA